Phalaenopsis equestris is the source of this 985-nucleotide messenger RNA. Its product is annotated as polyphenol oxidase, chloroplastic-like. Gene Ontology annotation, molecular function: catechol oxidase activity. The coding region runs from base 54 to 803 and encodes 249 amino acids. The record is from RefSeq and is a predicted model, not a curated record. The transcript has 2 exons. NCBI's taxonomy places the organism in Eukaryota, Viridiplantae, Streptophyta, Magnoliopsida, Asparagales, Orchidaceae.
AGAGCUUAUGAAAGCUCUUCCGGCAGACGACCCCCCGCAGCUUCACGCGCCAGAUGGACCUUUACCAUGCCUACCGCGACGGCGCUUACCACCAAGUCGGCCUUCCCAAACUUGACUUGCAGAUACAGGGGCCCAACUCACGGUUCUUCUUCCCCUGGCACCGCUGCUACCUCUACUUUUAUGAGCGCAUCCUCGGCAACCUCAUCGGUGACAAUGAGUUCUCCAUUCCCUUCUGGAGCAUGGAAGACCCCGAAAGAAAGGUGGUGCCUGAUUUCCACAACAAGAAUCGCGACCCGAACAACCAAAAGCAAAAGCCGUUAAUCCACGAUUGGGGCCAGGAUUCGAACCCAGGCUUCACCGAACGCAUGGAAGACAACCUCAAAUACAUGCACCAAUCUAUGACAUUGAUUGGAAAGAGCGCGGGGCUCUUCAUGGGCUCGUCGAACGGGGAAGGGGAGGAAACCAAUUACCCUGGCGGUGGAUCCAUAGGGCAAAUCCCACAAUGCCUUGCUCAUGUCCAGAUCGAGGAGCCGACCGACUCCAACUUUGAUUCCAUUGGCAGCUUCUACUAUUCCGGGCGUGACGUGUACUAUUUUGGAAUCUGUGCCAACGUCGACCGCAUCUGGUCGUUUUGCGAGGCAAAGGUCCAUCCCAGCGACAUCGGUGACCCUGAAUGGCUCGACUCGUAUUUCUACUUUUAUAACGAGUACCGGCAGAUUGUGAAGAUGAAGGUUAGGGAUUGCCUUGACACGGAGAAAUUAGGUUUCAAGUAUGAGACGGUGGAGCUUAAAAGUGAUGUAUGAAUGUGCUUUUGCGUGUUUAUUUUCUUAGGUUUGAUAAAUGGUUUGACUACAACGCAUGGUUAAACUUAGGCUUUGUAAUGAUAUGUUUGUUGUUGUGCGUCUCUUAUUUCCAGCAAGAGUAUGUCAGACGUUGGGUGUAUUUCAUUUUCAAUAAGAGUGUCAUUAAUAGUUUUUUUAGUAAA